AUGGAUAUCAUAUUAGGGAUAAGAGUAUCAGAUGCGACAUUGAUUGCCACUUCGAAAGCGGCAACUAGAGGUAUAUCCAUCUUGAAAGACAACGAUGACAAAACCAGACAUCUCAAUGCCCACAAUUUGAUUGCAUUCACUGGAGAGGCGGGUGAUACCAUACAAUUUGCCGAAUACGUUCAAGCUAAUAUUCAAUUAUAUUCAAUGCGUGAGGAUGACGUUGAAAUGUCACCAAAGGCCACUGCAUCGUAUGUUAGAAACCAAUUGGCCACUUCGAUAAGAUCACGUAAACCUUACCAAGUGAAUUGUUUAAUUGCUGGAUACGACACCAAAACAGAUAAGCCAUCGUUGAACUACAUCGACUAUUUGGGGACGCAGGUGGAGUUGCCAUAUGGAGCUCAUGGAUAUGCUGCUUUUUACACAAUGUCAUUGUUGGAUAAACACUACAGAAAGGAUAUGAAUGUCGAUGAUGGGUUGAGGUUGAUGGAUAUGUGUAUAAAGGAGUUACAAACAAGAAUGCCUAUUGACUUCAAAGGUGUAUAUAUAAAAGUGGUGGACAAGAAUGGUAUCAAGAAAAUAGAAUAA
Molecule: messenger RNA, 585 nt
Organism: Lodderomyces parapsilosis
Lineage: Eukaryota; Fungi; Ascomycota; Pichiomycetes; Serinales; Debaryomycetaceae
Gene: PRE1
Product: proteasome core particle subunit beta 4
Exons: 1
Coding region: 1-585 (194 amino acids)
Biological process (GO): proteasomal protein catabolic process
Cellular component (GO): nucleus; proteasome core complex, beta-subunit complex; cytosol
Molecular function (GO): peptidase activity
Source: RefSeq, a predicted model, not a curated record